AUGAGUCCAUGUUGUCAUGUACGUGAGUAUGAAAUCAAAAGCCUUAUUUCUCGCUACGGUAAUCGCCAUGGGAUUACACCAGACGACAUGCAGAUUCGCCUCGUUGAGAAAUGCAAUGGUGGUGACUACCAUAUAACUAUAGGAAAAUUUGAAGUUCGCAUACCGCAAUGCAACGAGUUUCGAAAAUAUUUACUCCACGUUGGACGUUUUAUGCCCGAGAUCAAAAUGGUCCAUGUAAAAUGCGAUCGUGCGCACUACUCUCAUUGCUUGAAAUAUAAUUGCAAAGAGAUGGACUACGUUGACCUGGCCAACUGUGCGUACAAUAACACGAUAUGA
Molecule: messenger RNA, 336 nt
Organism: Cylicocyclus nassatus
Lineage: Eukaryota; Metazoa; Nematoda; Chromadorea; Rhabditida; Strongylidae
Source: the annotation of a GenBank genome assembly